Messenger RNA from Aureobasidium vineae, 3147 nucleotides. NCBI's taxonomy places the organism in Eukaryota, Fungi, Ascomycota, Dothideomycetes, Dothideales, Saccotheciaceae. The record is from the annotation of a GenBank genome assembly.
AUGGACGAACGACCAAAUAAGAAGAGACGCUUCUUCGUCGACAAAAACUCAACUCAAGAUGCUUCAUUCGCCUCCGAUCCCUCUGGCCCAGACGAAAACAAUGCACUUCCUGAGAACGACCAAGACACCGCCACUACUACACAACUAGGACAAGGAUCAACAACCUCGAGUGUCAACCGCUUCGAUCCAUCUCUUUUCCAGGCCUUUGUCGGCAAUGACGCCCCUCAAGCGACCAUCCAUGCUCUACAACGUAUAUGCGGCAAUGAUGUCGAGCGAGCCGUCAACAUGUAUCUGGACGGCUCAUGGCAGAACCACCCUUUGAUAUCCAAUGCCCCUUCGCCCGUCUCACAUCCCAGCCGACCAAAGGUCAAGGACACACCGUCUGCUGCCACACAAAAGAUUGACCCACCCAAAGCCAAUCUUGCCGCCAUGCCGACAAAGAGAUAUAUCGGUGCUAUGGGUGUUGUUGGCUGGACCACCCGUAGUGGUACUGGCAUUAUCACGUCAGGAGAACUGGGAGGCAAGUCACGAGCCUCAACGCGUCAAGAUGUCAUUGUUCGCUUCACCAAUGCUAAGGGAGAAGAGGUUGGUCGCUUAGAGCAGGACUCUGCCGCCUGGAUAUCUACCCUCAUGGACCAGAACAUAUGCCACUUUGAAGGCCACUGCAUCUUUGCACCUGAUCGUGUCCGUACCAACGAUACUGUCUAUCUCCAGUUGCGAUGCUUCUUUCUGAAGUCGUGCUUUACUGCCGGCAGCUUCAUCAAGCCAUUGGACAAUAACAGAGAAACUGGCAUUUACGAAGCGAAAGAGACUCAGGACGAGAAGGACCUCCGGCUGCGCCAGGUCGGCCUUGUGAAGUUGUUCUCAGAGGUCAAUCUCCACCCGUCACGCGCCAACACUUCAACCGAAAAGCACAAAAGAGAAGGCAUUCUGCGCGCUGCCGAGAUGCCUGAGCAACCCGAACAGAGUACUGCCAAACCAGUCAAGUCUUCUGAUCAGGCUCCUUCGUCUCCUCCUUCGGACGAUGCUGAAGAUGGCCAAGAACUGGAGCAAGACCAGCUUGACAGCCUUUACAGGAAAGCACAGUCUUUCGAUUUCAACACACCCGUGAUGCAACCUGCCGAGACAUUUGUCAUGGAUCUCCGGAAAUACCAGAAACAAGCUUUGCACUGGAUGGUAGGAAAAGAGAGAGACCAGAAAUCUGAUCACAAAGAAGCCUCGAUGCAUCCGCUAUGGGAAGAAUACAUGUGGCCUACAAAAGAUGCAGACGACGUCCCAGUACCUCAGGUUGAGGACCAACCAAGUUUCUACGUGAACCCUUACUCCGGUGAACUGUCAUUAGACUUCCCUGUCCAGGAGCAAAACUGUCUUGGUGGUAUCCUGGCAGACGAGAUGGGUCUGGGUAAGACGAUCGAGAUGCUCAGUCUCAUACACACGCACACUUCAGAAUUUGGUUUGCAAGGCUCGAGAAUGUCAACGGUUAUGGACCUGCCACGUUCGCCUAAGAGCUCGCCUGGUGUUUCUCGCGCGCCGUGUACCACUUUGGUCGUUGCUCCUAUGUCGUUGCUAGCGCAAUGGCAGAGUGAAGCAGAAAAGGCCUCGAAGCCCGGAACACUGAAGACGUUGGUAUACUACGGCUCAGACAAGAACGUGAAUUUGAAGACCUUGUGUUGCGAAGCCAAUGCAGGAUCGGCACCUAAUGUUAUCAUUACGAGUUAUGGUACUGUGCUCUCAGAGUACAACCAGGUCGUUGCUGCUGGUGGUAACAGAGGAUCAAGCGGUGGAUUAUUCUCGAUCGAGUACUUCCGUGUUAUCCUUGAUGAAGCCCAUAUGAUCAAGAACCGUCAGUCAAAAACUGCUCGUGCUUGUUAUGAGAUUGCCGCAGAACACCGCUGGACCCUGACAGGUACACCCAUCGUCAACCGUCUUGAAGAUCUCUUCAGUCUGGUUCGCUUCCUUCGCGUUGAGCCUUGGAGCAACUUUUCUUUCUGGAAGACAUUCAUCACUGUACCUUUCGAGUCCAAGGACUAUGUCAGAGCACUUGAUGUCGUCCAGACUGUACUCGAGCCUCUUGUCCUGCGACGUACAAAGGACAUGAAGACUCCAGAUGGAGAGGCAUUGGUUCCAUUGCCGCCGAGAACUAUCGACAUUCAAAAGAUCGAGCUCUCGAAGGUGGAACGAGAUCUCUAUGAUCACAUCUUUGCUCGAGCCAAGAGGACAUUUGCCGCCAAUGUCGAAGCUGGAACACUGAUGAAAUCAUAUACCACAAUCUUUGCCCAGAUUCUACGACUCAGACAAUCCUGCUGUCAUCCAACAUUGGUGCGCAACAAAGGUAUUGCCGCAGACGAGGAUGACGCCGAAGCUGCAGCAGACAUAGCUAAUGGACUCGCUGAUGAUAUGGACUUGCAAUCAUUGAUUCAGCGCUUCGAGUCUGAGGCUGAAGAGGAGGAUGCAAGUCGCUUUGGUGCCCACGUGCUCAAGCAGAUUCAAGCAGAGUCAAACCAUGAGUGCCCCAUCUGUUUCGAGGAACCCAUGGAAGAGCAGUCUGUCACAGGCUGUUGGCACAGUGCUUGUAAGAAGUGUCUUCUCGAGCUGAUCGAAAACGCAACCAACAAGAACGAAUUGCCAUUGUGCUUCAAUUGCCGCGAGCCCAUCAACGCCCGCGACAUUUUCGAGGUUAUCAGACAUGACGAUGAAGACGACGAAGAAGCUGGUGUGGCCAAAGAUAAGUCACAGAACAGUUUCGAGGACAUUUACACAGCAACUCAACCUAGCGACUCUGUUGACUCACAACAACGUCUCGCUCGUGUAUCACUCCGCCGUGUCAAUACCCUCUCCUCAGCCAAGAUCGCUGCUCUCUUGACUCACUUGAAGCGCAUCAAGAAAGCUUCACCAGCUACAAAUAAUGUCUUCAUGAUGGAUCCUUGGUGGAGUUGGGCCGUCGAGUCACAGGCUAUUGACCGCGUGCACCGUAUGGGCCAAACCCAAGAGGUCAAGAUUGUGAGGUUUGUGGUUGAUCAGAGCAUUGAGGAGAAGAUGCUUAGGGUGCAGGACCGCAAGAAGUUCAUUGCUAGUUCUUUGGGCAUGAUGAAUGAGGAUCAGAAGAAGUUGCAGAGGAUUGAAGAUAUCAAGGAGCUGUUGAGCUAG